Quercus robur (English oak) is the source of this 2965-nucleotide messenger RNA. RefSeq names its product probably inactive leucine-rich repeat receptor-like protein kinase At5g06940. The transcript is spliced from 2 exons. Lineage: Eukaryota; Viridiplantae; Streptophyta; Magnoliopsida; Fagales; Fagaceae. Gene Ontology annotation, molecular function: ATP binding; receptor serine/threonine kinase binding; protein kinase activity. Gene Ontology annotation, biological process: protein phosphorylation. Bases 10 to 2769 code for a protein of 919 amino acids. The record is from RefSeq and is a predicted model, not a curated record.
UCCAGUAAUAUGUUACUCUCUGUCUCACAACACUUUCUCCUCCAGCAGACUCUACUUCACAGAUAUAUAGAAAAGAUUGAAAAGAACACAAGCAAGCUCUCUCAGUCACCUCCAAUGGCUAAAACCUGCACAUACCUAUUUCUUCUUUCUCUAACCUUCACAUCCUUCAUUGUUAGCUCAGCUUCAUCAGAAGAAGAGAUCCUUUUAACCUUCAAGUCCUCCUUUGAAGACUCCAAUAACUAUCUCUCCAGCUGGUCUAAUAACUCUGCCACACAUUACUGUAAUUGGACAGGAAUCACCUGCUCCCCCACUCCUUCACUCUCUGUUACUUCUGUCAACCUUCAAAGCUUAAACCUUACUGGUGAAAUCUCACCUUCUAUAUGUCAGCUUCACAAUCUUACUGACCUCAAUCUUUCUGACAAUCUUUUUAACCAACCCAUUCCUCUCCAUCUCUCUCAAUGCACUACUUUGGAAACUCUGAAUCUCAGUAACAAUCUCAUUUGGGGUACAAUCCCAGAUCAGAUUUCUCUUUCGGGUUCUUUGAAAAAGCUUGAUUUCAGCAGAAACCGUAUUGAGGGAAGGAUCCCAGAAAGCAUAGGCUCACUGCAGAACCUUCAAGUUAUCAACUUGGGAAGCAACUUGCUUUCAGGUAGUGUACCUUCUGUCUUUGGGAACUUCACUGAGCUUGUUAUUCUAGAUUUGUCUCAAAAUCUUAACUUGAUGAGUGAGGUUCCAAGUGAAAUUGGGAAGCUUGAGAAGCUGGAGAAGCUUUUUUUGCAAAGCUCUGGUUUCCAUGGUGCCAUUCCCGACUCUUUUGUGGGUUUGCAGAGUUUGACCAUUUUGGACCUUUCUCAGAACAAUCUGACUGGGGAGGUCCCUCGGAUACUAGGGUCUUCUCUCAAGAACCUGGUAUCUUUUGAUGUUUCACAGAACAAGCUUUUGGGGCCAUUCCCAUCUGGCAUUUGUAAUGGAAAAGGCCUUAUAAACCUGAGUCUCCAUACAAAUUUCUUUGCUGGUUCAAUAUCCAACUCCAUUAGUCAAUGUUUGAAUCUUGAGAGAUUUCAAGUUCAGAACAAUGGGUUUUCUGGUGAUUUCCCAAAUGACUUAUGGUCAUUACCAAAAAUUAAGCUCAUUAGAGCUGAAAACAAUAUAUUUUCUGGUGUAAUUCCUGAUUCUGUAUCAAUGGCUGCUCAAUUGGAGCAAGUUCAGCUGGAUAACAACAGCUUAACCAGUAGAAUUCCUCAGGGUCUUGGGUUGGUUAAGAGCUUAUACAGAUUCUCUGCUUCUCUUAAUAGUUUAUAUGGUGAACUUCCUCCAAAUUUUUGUGAUUCACCUGUAAUGAGUAUAAUAAAUCUUUCCCACAAUUCGCUUUCUGGCCGAAUUCCAGAGUUGAAGAAGUGCAGGAAGUUAGUUUCGUUGUCUUUAUCAGAUAACAGUUUUACAGGAGAAAUUCCACCCUCCCUUUCUGAUUUACCAGUGCUAACUUACCUUGAUCUUUCUGAAAACAAUCUCACUGGUCCCAUUCCCCUAGGGCUUCAGAACUUGAAGCUUGCCCUCUUCAAUGUGUCUUUCAAUAAACUAUCUGGUAGAGUCCCAUACUCAUUGAUUUCAGGUCUCCCAGCUUCCUUUCUAGAAGGAAACCCUGGACUUUGUGGUCAGGGAUUGCCCAAUGCUUGUUCUGAUGACCAGCCAAGACACCACACCCUUGGUCUUACAACAUUGACUUGUGCCCUGAUAUCUGUAGCUUUUGGUCUUGGAACUUUGAUUGUAGCUGCUGGGUUUUUUGUGUAUCAUAGAUCUUCCAAGCAGAAUUCUCAAAUGGGAAGUUGGCGAUCUGUAUUCUUCUAUCCUCUUCGAGUCACUGAGAAUGAUUUGGUUAUGGGAAUGGAUGAAAAAAGUGCCGUAGGCAUUGGUGGAGCAUUUGGUAGAGUUUACGUUUUAGGCUUACCGAGUGGUGAACUUGUUGCUGUGAAGAAGCUUGUUAAUUAUGGGAGCCAGUCAUCUAAAAGUUUGAAGGCUGAGAUUAAGACAUUAGCAAAGAUCAGGCAUAAGAAUGUUAUUAAAAUUCUUGGGUUCUGCCAUUCUGAUGACUCAAUCUUCCUAAUUUAUGAGUUCUUACAGAAGGGGAGCUUAGGGGAUUUGCUUCACAGGCCGGGUUUUCAGUUGCUGUGGGGUGUCAGAUUGAGAAUUGCAAUUGGGGUUGCUCAAGGAUUAGCAUACCUUCACAAGGAUUAUGUCCCACACAUACUGCACAGAAAUGUAAAGUCAAAUAACAUUCUGCUGGAUGCAGAUUUUGAACCAAAACUUACAGAUUUUGCACUUGACCGAAUUGUGGGAGAGGCUGCAUUUCAGUCAACCAUAGCUUCAGAAUCUGCAUUAUCAUGUUACAUUGCUCCAGAAUGUGGGUAUACUAAGAAGGCGACUGAACAAAUGGAAGUUUACAGCUUUGGUGUUGUAUUGUUGGAGCUAGUGACUGGCCGACCAGCUGAGCAAGCUGAAUCAGCAGAAUCCCUUGAUAUUGUGAAAUGGGUGCGAAGGAAAGUUAACAUUACUAAUGGGGCAUACCAAGUUCUUGACCCCAAUAUAUCAGAUUCUUCCCAACAAGAUAUGCUAGGGGCUCUGGAUAUCGCUCUCCGAUGCACCUCUGUGAUGCCAGAGAAACGGCCAUCCAUGUUUGAAGUUGUGAGAGCACUUCAGUCCCUCGACUCGAGGUCUCCCCUUCCAAGUACAGAGUUCUCUACUUCUGAAGGGCACUCAGUUUCAGUCUAAACAUUGAAUCAAGGACUUGCCUUUUUUUCUUCAGGGGGAGGGGGUUCUUUUGCUGUCUUAAUGUAAAGCCAACUUGAUUUACAUCUCUUAUUUUGACUUCUGAUGGGAAAAAAUACGCUUGGGCAUGGUUUUUUCUGUUGUGCACCAGAAUUUGUUUUGGGAUUUUGUUUCAUAUUAAUACCAGAGUUUUACAAUA